This is a messenger RNA of Sinocyclocheilus anshuiensis, 2605 nucleotides long. RefSeq names its product TFIIH basal transcription factor complex helicase XPD subunit-like. The record is from RefSeq and is a predicted model, not a curated record. Gene Ontology annotation, cellular component: nucleus. Bases 152 to 2440 code for a protein of 762 amino acids. Gene Ontology annotation, molecular function: DNA helicase activity; damaged DNA binding; hydrolase activity, acting on acid anhydrides, in phosphorus-containing anhydrides. The transcript has 22 exons. Gene Ontology annotation, biological process: positive regulation of mitotic recombination; nucleotide-excision repair; transcription by RNA polymerase II. NCBI's taxonomy places the organism in Eukaryota, Metazoa, Chordata, Actinopteri, Cypriniformes, Cyprinidae.
GUCGUGCUACUAAAAACGCCUGUGUAACUCGAUAGAAGUCUGUUGUGUAAUACACAUGACAGUAAAAUAUACAGCUAUAUGAAUGUUUGAAAUGAUAGAAAACUGACUACGAGAAACACACCAGUGCUGUAAAGUAUAAGUACCAGCAAACAUGAAGCUGAAUAUCGACGGAUUAUUAGUCUGCUUUCCGUAUGACUACAUUUAUCCUGAACAAUACUCGUACAUGCUUGAGCUGAAGAGGACGCUGGAUGCAAAGGGUCAUGGAGUUCUCGAGAUGCCCUCAGGAACAGGAAAAACAAUUUCUCUUCUUUCCCUCAUCGUUGCUUACCAGAAGGCUUACCCUUUAGAAGUCACAAAGCUUAUCUACUGUUCUCGCACUGUGCCUGAGAUAGAGAAGGUUGUGGAGGAACUAAAGAAACUAAUGGAUUAUUAUACAAAGCAAACAGAAGCGAAAAAUGACUUCCUUGCACUGGCACUUUCUUCACGGAAAAAUCUGUGCAUUCAUCCUGAGGUGAGCUCCCUACGGUUUGGAAAAGAAGUAGAUGGAAAGUGUCACAGUCUGACAGCAUCUUAUAUUCGAGCUCAGCAUCACUGUAAUCCAAGUCAACCUGUCUGCCAGUUCUAUGAGGAAUUUGAUGCAGUAGGCAGACAGGUGCUCAUUCCCCCUGGUAUAUAUAACUUGAAUGAUCUGAAGGAUUUUGGGCGUAGAAAAGGCUGGUGUCCGUACUUCUUGGCACGUUCUUCAAUUCUUCAUGCAAACAUUGUAGUGUACAGCUACAAUUACUUACUAGAUCCAAAAAUUGCAGACCUUGUCUCGAAAGAGCUUGCAAAGAAAUCUGUAGUUGUGUUUGACGAGGCUCACAACAUCGAUAAUGUGUGUAUUGAUUCCAUGAGCGUCAACAUUACCAGGAGGACACUGGAUCGCUGCCAGACUAAUGUGGAAACCCUGCAAAACACCAUUAGCAGAAUUAAAGAAACAGAUGCUGCCAAACUCCAAGAAGAAUACAGGAGAUUAGUUGAGGGUCUUACAGAAGCAAAUGUUGCCAGAGAAACUGACAUGUAUCUGUCCAACCCAGUUCUGCCAGAUGAAAUUCUCCAAGAGGCUGUACCUGGCAGCAUCCGCACUGCAGAGCACUUUGUGGGCUUUAUGAAGCGCUUUCUCGAGUACCUGAAGGCACGUUUGCGGAUCCAUCAUGUGGUGCAGGAGAGCACUCCUCAAUUCCUCAAAGACAUCUAUGAGAAGGUCUGCAUUGACCGCAAACCCCUGAGAUUUUGUGCCGAGAGGCUGCGCUCACUGCUGAGGACGCUGGAGAUUGCAGACAUUGCUGACUUCUCAGCCAUUACCCUGAUCUCACACUUUGCCACACUUGUCAGCACCUACAACAAAGGCUUCACCAUCAUCAUUGAGCCCUUUGAAGAUAGAACACCGACAAUAGCAAAUCCUGUUCUUCACUUCAGUUGCAUGGACCCCUCUAUCGCCAUAAAGCCAGUGUUUGGGCGCUUUCAAUCAGUCAUUAUCACAUCAGGGACACUCUCUCCGCUGGACAUCUACCCACGCAUCCUUGAUUUCCGCCCAGUCACUGUGGCAUCUUUCACCAUGACACUGGCACGAACCUGCCUGUGCCCUCUUAUUGUUGGCCGAGGGAAUGAUCAGGUAGCGAUGACCUCCAAGUUUGAGACCAGAGAAGACUUUGCUGUGAUCCGGAACUAUGGAAACCUGCUGCUGGAAAUGUCUGCCAUUGUUCCUGAUGGAAUCGUUGCAUUCUUCACAAGCUACAUUUACAUGGAGAAUAUUGUGGCCUCAUGGUACGAACAGGGGAUCCUAGAGAACAUCCAAAGAAACAAGCUCAUUUUCAUAGAAACCCAGGAUGCAGCUGAGACCAGCAUGGCCCUGAUGCUAAACAAAAACAAAAUAUCUGCUAAUGGGGUCAGAAAUAUAAUCUUAAUUAAGUGUAAACGUUUGUUCAUCAGUUUUUCUUUUCAACCACCAGUUCAUCAUUAUGGUCGUGCCGUUAUCGUGUUUGGAGUGCCAUAUGUUUAUACCCAGAGCCGAAUCCUCAAGGCACGUCUGGAAUACCUCAGAGACCAAUUUCAAAUCCGGGAAAAUGACUUUCUGACGUUUGAUGCGAUGCGCCAUGCGGCUCAGUGUGUGGGCAGAGCCAUUCGAGGCAAAACAGACUACGGCCUGAUGAUCUUUGCAGAUAAGCGUUAUGCACGAGCGGAUAAGCGAGGAAAGCUGCCCCGCUGGAUCCAGGAACACCUUACAGAUGGAAGCCUAAAUCUGACCAUUGAUGAGACUGUGCAGUUAGGCAAGCACUUUCUACGACAGAUGGCCCAGCCCUUCAGACAGGAGGAUCAGUUGGGUCUGUCUCUGCUGACCCUGGAACAACUGCAGUCUGAGGACAUGCUUCAGAAAAUUGCUCAGAUCGCUCAAGCCUGAGGACUCAAAGCGAACAAAAGGAACAAAGUCUGGCAGAUAUGUAUAUAUGUGCAUAUGUGUUUUUUUAAUGAUUCUUUAAUAUGGUGUUUUCUACAACAAUCCCAGAAGCAUUAAACCACUUAAGCUCGGGGCGUUUUUUGGUAUUUUCGCCUAAAUUUAACAUAC